Messenger RNA from Rhodofomes roseus, 1374 nucleotides. RefSeq lists its product as uncharacterized. The record is from RefSeq and is a predicted model, not a curated record. The coding region runs from base 1 to 1374 and encodes 457 amino acids. The transcript is spliced from 4 exons. NCBI's taxonomy places the organism in Eukaryota, Fungi, Basidiomycota, Agaricomycetes, Polyporales, Fomitopsidaceae.
AUGUCCGAUACCGUGUCCACGCAAUCCACGAGUCCCAGACGAUCUGCUCGUCUACGAACCGCGUCUACAGCUAGUAGUCGGGCGGUCUCCCAGAACAAUACACGAUCUGUACGCGCAUCUGACAGAACCGACUUCAAGCUACUAGUACCCAUAAACCCAAACGAUCAUAUCGCCCGGAGCCCCAGCGUCGGAUUACAUGCAAUUGCCGUGGAGGAAGCCGCAAGGCCGUCGUUAGCCGUCGGCACGACGUCGACGAACGGCGGAGAAAGCUCGAGACGGCUGAGGUAUUGUUACUCUUCGAUUUGUGCUGGUUUGCUAGUAGCGGUACUGUCGCUCAGCCUGCUGCUUGAGGACACCCGCCGCUACGUGACGUUCGCCUGCGCUUGGACAAUUUAUAGCGUCGCAUUAGCCAACCCGAUUGGCGACACCUAUGCCCAUUUGCUCAAAUCUAUGGUCCCUGUGCUGAUGUGUUUGGCCCCCACUCCCUUGGUGUUGUUACCGAGUUGCCGGCUCGCCGCAGCGGACCAUCGGCUGAACGCGAACUGGUCGGAUUAUGUUGACCUAGUUGCCAUCCAAAGCUCGUGGGUUGCUGGGACGACGAAUGAAACCUUGAACCGGCUCGAGAGCACCCUCCAGCUAUACGUCACUGCGCUGAAAAUCCAUCGCUCGUCACAAUCGCUUUUCGAUAGUAUGGCGUCCUCCGGCACUCUCGCUCAGGCAUCGGAGGCCUUAGCAGAAGACGCGGGGAAGGUGGCCAGGGACGUCAUUGAGUUGCAUAAAGAGGCGAGCAUCGUGGCUCAGGGGGUCAACGACCUCCAUUGGGCCGCGAUCAUCGCGCUGUCUCGCGUGCAAUCAACCUCUCAUACGUGGACCCGGCUCAUAUAUCCUGGGAACGCCUGGAUUGUGUCCCGUCUGUUCGAGGCGGUCGACUUAUCCAUCUCUGAAUCAUCGCGUCGACUCACACCGUAUAUCCACGCCACCCUGGCCGACGUCUUCCAUCUCGCCGGCAGCCUGGCCGUCAUCGACGAUUGCAUCACGGAUCACUGCCCGAGGACUUACCGAGGACUCGGUGCUCGAGGUUUCCUGCGGUCGGCUGCAGGCCCCGAGCCAAAUCGAUGCAGGGACCUAAUGCUGAUCGUCGAAUUAGCGAGGUACGAUAUCAGGGAGAUACUGACGUCAAUUCAAGAUAUGGUCUCUGUCGCAGACAACGCGAACAGGCAGAUCAUGGGUUUGCGCAACAAGCUUGCUCGGCGUUGGGAGACUCAGCCUGUAGAGCACAUCGGUAUGGGAGACUUAGUCAUUCAUAUCGAUAACAUAGCCUUGGCACAGAGGAAUACGGACAUCAAGAGUAAUGUCGAAUAUUUUCCUAUAUAG